CCUCGGACGUGUUACGUGCGUUACUUUCCUCCCCGGUGACUGGCUGGAGGUGACGUGCAAAUUUGGCGCCACAUUUCUGCAGCAGAAAGCGCCCCGGUCCUGACAACAAACCGACCGACUCGCCGUUCAUGCCACUCUAGGGUCACUCUAACGGGUUUGUCUCGUCUUAGAAGUUUUUUUUAAAAUGUUCGUCACGGACAUAAGGAAGGAAUUUUAUGAAGUUGUUGCCAACCAGAGAGUCGCACUCCUGGUGGCAUCGGACAUCGACGCUCUCUGCGCCUGCAAGAUACUACAGGCGCUGUUCCACUGCGACCAGGUCCAGUAUACACUCGUGCCAGUUACAGGUUGGCAGGACCUUGGCACUGCCUUCCUUGAACACAAAGAGCAGUUCCGAUACUUUGUUCUCAUCAACUGUGGGGCAAAUGUUGACCUCCUUGAGAUGCUGCAGCCAGAUGAUGACUCCGUCUUCUUCAUCUGUGACACCCGCCGUCCUAUAGAUGUGGUCAAUGUCUACAAUGACACCCAGAUAAAGCUACUAAUCAAACAGGAUGAUGACCUAGGCGUGCCUUCAUAUGAUGAUAUUUUCCGAGAUGACGAUGACGAAGAAGGAGGCGACUCUGGAAAUGAGAGCGAUGAAGGCUCAGAGCCAUCAGGCAAACGGAGGAGAUUUGACGAAGGAGCAGUUGAGAGGAGAAUUGAAAGACAGCGAGCGAGGAGGGAGUGGGAGGCACGAAGGAGGGAAAUCUUGUUUGACUACGAGCAGUAUGAAUAUCAUGGGACGUCUGCAGCACUGAUGUUUUUUGAGCUUGCAUGGGUGUUGACUAAAGACAACAAGGACAUGCUCUGGUGGGCCAUCAUUGGGCUGGCAGACCAGUGGGUUCAUGAUAAAAUCACACAUAUGAAGUACAUAACAGACGUCGCCACAAUGCAGCGACAUGUUUCCCGGCAUAACCACCGAAAUGAGGAUGAGGAGAACUCGCUCUCCAUCGACUGUAUGAGGAUCUCCUUUGAAUACGACCUGCGUCUAACCCUCUAUCAGCACUGGUCUCUGUAUGAGAGCAUCUGUAAUUCAUGUUACACGUCGUGCAGCUUCAAACUUUGGACGUUAAAUGGACAAAAGAAACUCCAGGAGUUCCUAGCUGACAUGGGGCUACCCCUGAGGCAAGUGCGACAGAAAUUCAAUUCCAUGGACAUGUCAAUCAAAGAAAACCUAAGGGAAGUCAUCGAAGAGUCUUCUAAUAAAUAUGGUAUGAAGGAUAUCCGUAUCCAGACGUUUGGUGUUCACUUUGGCUUUAAGAACCGUUUCCUGGCCAGUGACAUGGUGCAUGCUACUGCCGCUUUGCUGGAAAGCACUGACAAAGAUGACAGCGACAACUUCAUCAAGGCUCUUGACUCCCUUUCCAGGAGUAACCUUGAUCGUCUGCAUUCUGGCAUUGACCUGGCUAAGAAGAAGCUGAUUGCUCUCCAGCAGACUGUAGCCAGCUGCAUCUGUACCAACCUCAUCCUGUCGCAGGGACCCUUCCUCUACUGCUACCUCAUGGAGGGAACUCCUGAUGUGAAGCUCUUCUCUAAACCCAUGGCCUUGAUUCUGCUCUGCAAAUACCUCCUGAAGGCUUUCGUCCAUUCGACGAGGAAUAAACGCUGUAAACUGCUUCCCCUCGUCAUGGCUGCUCCCAAGGAUCUGGAGAAGGGAACUGUCAUUGUUGUGGGAAUCCCACCGGAGUCCGAGACAUCUGACAAGAAGAAUUUCUUUGGUCGAGCAUUUGAGAAAGCUGCAGAGAGCACCAGCUCCCGAACUCUUCAUGACCACUUUGAAACGUCGAUAAUCGAACUGAAGACGGAAGACAGAAGUAAGUUUCUGGAUGCACUCAUCACCCUCCUGUCAUGAGAAACUUCAGCACUCAAAGGGAACGUGAGCACGAGUUUUGAGUUUUUCAGUCCUAGUUCUUGGCUUGAGUCUUGAACAGUGAGUGCUGCUGCUGCUGUUCACAGAUUCAUGUUAGAUGUGACUGAAAUUAAUCAAUCUCGUCAGACAUGUACAGUGUCACCGCUACAAGAACUUUGUCCAUGGUUUUUUGUUUUCAAAGGUUUUAAUCAGUUUGUGUGUAUGUUGUACAGUCUUUUUGUCAAUGUGUGGAAGUAUUAUUUUUGCUUUUAAAUUUCUGUUUUUUAUUCCCGUCUAUGUAUGUGAGUAGUUCGCACCACAUUACAUUUUAAACAUGUUUUAAUAAAUCAUAUUAAAUGGCUUGAUAGAUUGA
Molecule: messenger RNA, 2258 nt
Organism: Xiphias gladius (swordfish)
Lineage: Eukaryota; Metazoa; Chordata; Actinopteri; Istiophoriformes; Xiphiidae
Gene: cdc45
Product: CDC45 cell division cycle 45 homolog (S. cerevisiae)
Exons: 18
Coding region: 185-1888 (567 amino acids)
Biological process (GO): double-strand break repair via break-induced replication; mitotic DNA replication preinitiation complex assembly; DNA replication initiation
Cellular component (GO): DNA replication preinitiation complex
Molecular function (GO): DNA replication origin binding; chromatin binding; single-stranded DNA binding
Source: RefSeq, a predicted model, not a curated record